Molecule: messenger RNA, 1480 nt
Organism: Chaetomium fimeti
Lineage: Eukaryota; Fungi; Ascomycota; Sordariomycetes; Sordariales; Chaetomiaceae
Exons: 2
Coding region: 351-1214 (287 amino acids)
Source: RefSeq, a predicted model, not a curated record
GUGGAUCCAUCGGGUCAGCCAAGGCGGGAAGAGCCCUGCAGGGGCGAUAUCGUGAAAACUCGGUCGAGGACAACACCCAAUGGACCACCUGUUGGUUACAUUGUCGUGAGUCAAACAGAGUUUGUCACUAUAUCUUCUCCGCGUUGCCGUCUCUUGUCGUCCCACAGGCCAGGUUCCGCCCCUUUUGUAUCACAUCCAUGAGUACAUAUACAAUUGUUUAAGCUCUCGUUCUGGACACAUCAAGAUUGGUUCCUGACAGUAUUGAUACAAAUCCAAUGUUGAAUCCCCCAUCCCUGGGAUUACCUUGAACAUCGACGAACACAACAUCUUGUAUCAAGGCACUCUCUGUGAUGAUGCCCCAAGAAAAGGAGUCAGUCCCUAGCUCCCCCUCCACCGGGGGAGUGCUCGAGUCCCAGGACCACAAGUUGCCAAACACACAACCAUCGACACGCUCAAGGGCUUGGAGGCACCUCAACGAAAACGUCUGCGCCUCCACCCUCGCCGAGAUCGAGCUCCUCAUCCUCACCUUCUGCAUCGGUCUCCAAGACGCCGUCUCCUUCCCCGACUUCCACUGCUUCGCCUCCAACCAGACCGGCAACACCGUCUUCCUCGUCCUCGCCAUCGUGCUGCCCGAAGCGGACGGCGACAUGUUCUACACGGCCAACAUCGGCAUCGCGCUGGGCUUCUUCCUCGCGGCCGCCUGGCUGACGGGCCAGCUGGGCCACAUCGUGGGCGCGCGGCGCCGCUGCUGGCUCGUGCUGUGCAACCUGCUGCAGACGGCGCUCGUCUUCGCCGCGGCCGCGCUGCAGUACGUCAACCGCUCCCCGACCACCGGCCGCCUCGACCUCGACGGCGCCCGCGCCCCGUCCACGCUGUGGGCGAUCGGCCUGCUGGCUACGGCUGCGGGAAGCCAGGUGGUUCAGGCCCGCUCCCUGCGCAUGACCGAGAUUACCACGGCGAUGGCGACCGCGGCGUGGGUCGAUCUCAUGAUUGAUCCGGCGCUGUACGCCCGGAGUAACAGGGGCCGGAAUAGGCGGAUUGGGUUCUUGGCUGCGCUCGUGCUGGGUACAUUGGCUGGUGCUUUCAUCUUUAGGAAGGUCGGGUCGCCGGCUGCCUUGGUCGUCUCUGGGGCUGGGAAGUUGCUGGUGACGGUUAUGUAUUUGUUUAAUCCGGCGGAUAAACCCAAGGUGGAGAACCCUGAGGAUUCGGCGUGAUGGGGGAGGGUGUUUCGUUGUAGUGUCUUUGUUCUUGCGUUGUUUGGCUUUUUGCUGGGUGACAGCGUGGCGUUUGGGCAAAACAUCGAUACCAGGUAGAAUGGGGGUGGGUGGGAAAAAGGCUGCAGCACAGGGGAGGUAAAAGCAGGAGGUCUCGAGACCGUAAACGGUUAGGGAACGGGCUUUGCUGGGCAGCCCUUGCUGAUAUUAGAAAGAGUUCUCGAGUGUCAAGUAAUUAAUAUAGAGUCAAUGAUAAUACUUACCUA